Molecule: messenger RNA, 1815 nt
Organism: Kalmanozyma brasiliensis GHG001
Lineage: Eukaryota; Fungi; Basidiomycota; Ustilaginomycetes; Ustilaginales
Product: Diphthamide synthesis, DPH1/DPH2
Exons: 1
Coding region: 1-1815 (604 amino acids)
Biological process (GO): protein histidyl modification to diphthamide
Molecular function (GO): 2-(3-amino-3-carboxypropyl)histidine synthase activity
Source: RefSeq, a predicted model, not a curated record
AUGCAGACCAACGCAGAGAACCCUCGCAAGAGGUUCAACGGCGCUGCUGGCGGCGCCACUGCUGAUCCUAGCAGCCAAGCAGGCCCGUCGCGACCCCGCAUCGCCAACGCUGUCCCUUCCGAGAUCUUGGACGACCCGGAACUCAACCAAGCUAUCGCAUCCAUCCUCCCACCCAACUACAACUUUGAGAUCCACAAGACCAUCCAUCACAUUCGAAAGGCAUCAGCGACAUGCGUCGCGCUUCAGAUGCCCGAAGGCCUUACGCUGUGGGCCACCGGUAUUGCCGACAUUGUGGAACGCUUCACAGAUGCUAUCACGGUGAUCAUGGGCGACGUGACGUACGGCGCGUGCUGCGUCGACGACUACACUGCCAUGGCACUUGGGUGUGACAUGCUCGUCCACUACGGCCACAGUUGUCUUGUUCCUGUGGAUCAGACGGCGAUCAAAACGCUGUACGUGUUCGUCGAGAUCUCCAUCGACCCCGCCCAUUUGGCCGCCACGAUUCGAGCCAACUUCCCGAGCCAGAAAGACGAGUUCAGAGCCAAGAUCCUGGGUGGUAGUCAGAGCGCAGCUGGCAAGAGUGCCGAGGUGGAUGAGUCGGCGGGGCGAGCCAAGAUUCAGAUCGGCGACCAAGAGCAACCCAGCUCCCACGCUGCUUCUUCCGCUGCGUCGAAAGCAUCCACCCAUCUAGCGCUCGUCGGAACGGUGCAGUUCAUCAAUGCCAUCCACGGCCUACGCGAAGCACUCGAGCAGCAACAGCGUCGACUUGCCGAUGGAUCCAUUGUCUCGGGAGAGCCUCAGGCGGAUCGACUGGUGCUGACCGCAGGCACGGCGACGGACGGCACCGUCGACCACAUCCCUCAAGCAGCCAAAUGGAAAGCAUGGAGCUCUGGCGAAUAUGCGGUCACUGUGCCGCAAGUCAAGCCGCUCAGUCCUGGCGAGGUGUUGGGCUGCACGUCGCCCAAGCUGGACAAGGACAGCAUCGAUGCCAUCGUCUACAUUGGCGACGGUCGCUUCCACCUCGAGUCCAUCAUGAUUGCCAACCCGCGGAUCCCAGCGUUCCGAUACGACCCGUACACGAAACGAUUCGUGCGCGAGCUGUACGAUCAUGCCGAGAUGCGCAAGAUGCGCGGUGAAGCGGUGAGGCUGGCGCAGGACGGUGUGGGCGGAAUGGACCUCGAACCCGAGCUCUCAAUCGUCAAACUGAAGGACGAGGAGAAGGCGGUGUCGAAUGGACAAGAGCGAACGGCACCUUCUGGCUGGGGUGUGGUGCUGGGCACAUUGGGACGUCAAGGCAGCCUGCGCGUGCUCGAGUCGCUGACAGCGUCGUUGGCGGAACACUCGCCGCCCAUCCCUCAUGUUCCUAUCCUGCUGUCGGAGCUGUCACCGCAGAAGCUGGCUCUGUUCGGCGAACAUUUGGCGGCGUUCAUCCAGUCGAGCUGCCCGCGCCUAUCGAUCGAUUGGGGCUCUGCUUUCGCCAAGCCACUGCUCAGUCCGUACGAAGCAGCGGUGAGCGUCAAGAAGGUGAAAGGAUGGCAAGAGGAUGUAGAGGGGCUGGGCAUGAGCAGGACACCAGCUAGACCGCAUGGCGAUAGCACUAGCGAGGUGCCGGUGGAAGACAAGCAUCUGCCUCUCGACGGCGACUAUCCGAUGGACUUCUACAGCGACACAUCGCUAGGACCUUGGACACCGAGACACGGCAUGGCGCCAGCAAAGAAGGCAGCCGGCGCCAAGUCGAAUCUGGCUCUGCUCAAGAGUCUGAGAAGCAACCGUGCCAAAGCCGCCGCUGCACCUGCCAAUAUCGCUACGGCUUGA